AUGAAAUUUAGCCAAAAAAAGCAAUUGAAUGCUUUAUCAAGUGAUUUAUUUAAUGAUGUUAAUGACGCAUUGGAAAAGUAUGAUAGUGACCCGGAAAUUAGAGCAAUUGUAAUUACUGGAAGUGAAAAGGCUUUUGCUGCUGGAGCAGACAUUCAAGAAAUGGCAGAUAAAACUUUUGCAGAAGUUUAUAAGACAAAUUUUCUUUGGCAUUGGGGGAAAAUUAAUGAAAUAAAAAAGCCAAUUAUUGCUGCUGUUAAUGCAAUGAGUUGUGAUAUAAUUUAUGCAGGUGAAAAGGCUAUAUUUGGUCAACCUGAAAUUAAAUUAGGUGUAAUACCAGGUGCUGGUGGAACUCAAAGACUUACAAGAGCGAUUGGUAAAUCAAAAGCAAUGGAAAUAAUUCUUACGGGUAAAAAUUUUACAGCUCAAGAAGCAGAACAAUGGGGACUUGUAAGUAAGAUAUUCCCGGUGGAUAAAUUACUUGAUGAAUCAAUUAAACUUGGUCAAGAAAUUGCUGGAUUUUCACAGCCAGUCACCCAAGCUGCUAAAGAGUCCAUUAAUAAAUCAUUUGAAUUAUCGUUAAAAGAAGGAAAUCAUUUUGAAAGAAGAUUGUUCCAAACUCUUUUUGCAUUGAAAGAUAAGUUUGAAGGUAUGGAGGCAUUCCUCAAGAAACGUCUACCACAAUGGAAACACGAAUAA
Molecule: messenger RNA, 696 nt
Organism: Entrophospora sp. SA101
Lineage: Eukaryota; Fungi; Glomeromycota; Glomeromycetes; Entrophosporales; Entrophosporaceae
Source: the annotation of a GenBank genome assembly